GUCACCUUAGUAUCAAGGUUAAUAAUUUCUAUUGCGUUAUGUGUAGAUGCAGCGACUGUAAUGUCAUCAACAAAGGUGAUAUCGUCAUACCUAAAUAAACCCUUUUUAAUCAAAUCAUAGGUUCCGCAAGAGUUCAUGAUACCAAGUCUUUGGGAAGUGUCAGACAACACGAUGAAUCCACUUGGUGAUACCGUAAAGCCUCGAAAGCUAAAUUCUUCUGUGAAGGGAAAAGAGUUACUGCUUCCAAUUGGCUUCCCUCAGAGUUACAUGCCUCUAAUUGGGACCACUCUGCCAGGGGUACUGCUUCUAAUUAGCUUUUGCAGACAGAGGUAUAUAUGUACUGCUUCCAAUCAGCUUCGCAACAAGACAGAGGGUGUGCUCCCAAUUAGCUUCACUAAGAGCUGCUAUCCUUGGUGCUUGAUUGCUUACAUGGCAAAGCCUCGGACUUGGUUGAAGAUCUAAGUAAACAUCUUCCAUGGAGUUGCUACUCAUCUGCUAUCUGGACUGAAACUUGGGACUGGCCUGCUACUGGAA
Mytilus trossulus (common blue mussel) is the source of this 534-nucleotide messenger RNA. RefSeq lists its product as uncharacterized. The coding region runs from base 136 to 462 and encodes 108 amino acids. Lineage: Eukaryota; Metazoa; Mollusca; Bivalvia; Mytilida; Mytilidae. The transcript is spliced from 3 exons. The record is from RefSeq and is a predicted model, not a curated record.